AUGAAGGCAACUUUCGCGGUCGCCGCUGCUGCGGCCCUGACCGGUGUCAACGCUGUCAGCGUUCACCACCGACACGCUCGCGCCCACGAUGCGUUCCACGCCCUCGAGAAGAAGGCUGACAAUGCCACCUGCGGAUGUACUACCAUCUACAGCACCUACUAUGGUGAAGCCACUCUCUCGUUCCCUCCGGUUCCCCCCACGACUUCUGCUACGCCUGUGGCUACUCCCUCUUCCACCUCCACCCCUCCGCCGCCGCCAGCCACGACUACCUCGACCGCCGUGCUCGUCCCGACGCCAAUUCCCCAGACUAUCUCGACCACGGGUGUCUACACUUUCCCUGCUACCACCGUCACUCUGACUGAGUCGACUACGGUAUGCGUUCCUUCCACGACCGCUGUCCCCAGUGGUACUCACACCCUCGGCGGUGUUACCACCGUCGUCACAACCGCGACUACGGUUACCUGCCCGUAUGCUACGGUUUCUACCAGCGAAGGUGUCACUACCAGCAUCAUUGAGACCACGACCUACGUCUGCCCGUCUGCUGGUACCUACACCAUUGCUCCCAUCACGACCACGGUCGAUAAGUCCACCACUGUGACCGUCCCUUCCGUCACGAACUACCCCCCUGGAACCUACACUCAGCCUGAGGUUGUCACCACUGUCACUGAGACCAACACCGUUGUCUACUGCCCGUUCGACAUUCCUACUCCUAGCGUUUCGAGCACUCCCGUCCAGGUUUCGAGCACUCCCAUCCAGGUGCCGGCCUCGGUCUCCGUUGUCGUCCCCACCAUCAUCCCUACUAUCGUCCCCACCAUUCCCACUGUUCCUAAGGUCUCUACCUCUAUUGCCGUGGUUCCCAAGCCCAGCUCGUACCCGGCUUCUUCUCCCUCUUCUUCCUCUUCCCCCUCUUCUUCUUCCACUCUCUCUACGCCCAAGCCCAGCGGUACUCUCGGUGGACCGGUUGGCCAGCCAUGGGGUAUCUCGUACACUCCUUACGAGACCAGCCAGCAGGGUGGAUGCAAGAGCGCUAGCCAGGUUGAGGAGGAUAUUGCUGCUAUUGCCGCUGCCGGUAUCAAGUCCGUCCGUGUCUACUCCACUGACUGUGAUACCCUCCCCAACGUUGGUGGCGCUUGCGCUAAGCACGGCCUGAAGAUGAUUCUCGGUAUCUUCAUUGACUCUCCUGGCUGUGAUGCCCACAACCCCAGCGUUUCUGAGCAGAUCAGCGCCAUUAAGAGCUGGGCCAAGUGGGAACUUGUUGAACUUAUCUCGGUUGGUAACGAGGCUGUCUUCCACGGUUACUGCGAGCCUUCUGAGCUCGCUUCCCUCAUCACCAAGUGCAAGGGCGAGUUCAGCGGUUACACCGGCCAGUACACUACUGCUGAGACUGUCAACAUCUGGCAACAGAGUGACUUCUCUUCUGCUAUCUGCGGUGUCGUCGAUGUUGCUGGUGCCAAUGCUCACGCUUUCUUCAACACUCAGACCGCUGCCCCCCAGGCCGGUCAGUUUGUCAAGGGCCAGCUCGAUAUCGUCAGCAAUAUCUGCCAGGGUAUCUCCGGUAUCAUUCUUGAGACCGGUUGGCCCUCAGCCGGUGAGACUAUGGGUCUUGCCGUUCCCGGUGUAGCCCAACAAGCCGAGGCUAUCAAGAGCAUCGUCGAGGAGUGCGGUGACAAGUCUGUCAUGUUCAGCUUCUCCUCCGACGCGUGGAAGGACCCUAACACUGCCUGCAAGUGCGAGCCUUACUUCGGUGUCGCUGCUGCUCUUGGCAUCAACAUCAACAUCAGCAUAUAA
Messenger RNA from Daldinia loculata, 1788 nucleotides. Its product is annotated as glycoside hydrolase family 17 protein. The transcript is spliced from 2 exons. The record is from RefSeq and is a predicted model, not a curated record. Gene Ontology annotation, cellular component: fungal-type cell wall; cell surface; extracellular region. Gene Ontology annotation, biological process: cell wall organization. Lineage: Eukaryota; Fungi; Ascomycota; Sordariomycetes; Xylariales; Hypoxylaceae. Gene Ontology annotation, molecular function: 1,3-beta-glucanosyltransferase activity; glucan endo-1,3-beta-D-glucosidase activity. Bases 1 to 1788 code for a protein of 595 amino acids.